Molecule: messenger RNA, 1434 nt
Organism: Cuscuta campestris
Lineage: Eukaryota; Viridiplantae; Streptophyta; Magnoliopsida; Solanales; Convolvulaceae
Source: the annotation of a GenBank genome assembly
CUAAAUAAGCCAAAAAUCAGAGCCAGAUUUUCAUCACGAAAUCUCCGUUCCACCGAUUCCAAUUCAACCCGAAAACCUCUGCUCCAAUUUUGAAUUCGAAUUGCCAUACAAAAACCCUAAGUUCAUACUUCAUACCCACUUAUCAUACGUCUGGCUACGAUCAAUCUGAUUUCAGUUUCAAUUUCUGGGUGAAUUUUCGUCUUCUCCGUCGAAAUAUGAAAGCUUCGAUCAAGUUCCGCGAGGAUCAGAAGCCAUUGCUGAGAGCCAAGGUCCCUAUCAGCAUCCUGAGCUUCCCUUUCCAAUCGGGGAUCGCCGCCGGCGACUCCAAGGAACUCUCUCUCAGCCUCCGCACUUUCUUCAACGCCGGCCCCUCUCUCAGGUUCUCUUACCGCCCUAAUGAUUCGCAGAAGCCGUUUAGUUUUGUUCUGAAAACCGGUAUCGGCCACUUCGGGUCUCCCGAUUCGAGCCCGUUCACAAUGAGUGCCGAGUUCAAUCUGAUCGGGAAUCAAAACCCUAGUUUCUUCGUUCACUUCAAGCCUCGGUUUGGGGAUUUCUGCGUUAAGAAGUCACACUCCUCUUCGGAUCUCGUGAAGAGUUUCAGCUCAGAUUCCAAAUUGAACGGCGCGGCCGGCGACCUUUUGGGGACAAAGGUAUUAGGGGAUCACGCCAACUUUUUCGACCCGAAAUUUAGGGUUCCCACCCCUGAAUCUGCUGUGAAUGGGGUGGUUGAGAAGCUAUUCUCGGGCGCAACGGUGAGCGCGAGGACUUCACUUCCAUUGAAAAGCCGGGCAGUUGUGAGCUUCUGCUGGGGACUGAGGUUUCCAUUGGAGUCCAGAGAGGACGACGGUGUCCUAGUGGGGAAGAAGACAGACCGUAUGGCCAACAUAUCUUUCAGGAAUCUCCCGUUGCUCGUGAUGAACAAAAUCUGCAUCGAACACGUGGCUGCCAAGGACAACUCAAAGAAGGGUCCUGCAGGCAAUGCAGAUGUUGGAGAAGAACCCGGUUUGAAAUUGCAGAGACAGCUAGAACUUAUCCAAGCAGAGAUUGGGCUUCUGAGGAAUGCUCAGAAUGAUUUCAGAGCAGAAAUAGUGGACUCCGAAAGGAGAGGAUCCAAAUUUUACCCCGGUGCCCGAGGGAGCCAACCAGACAAGAAACAAUCCGAUGCGAGUGGGUUGAAAGAGAAGACCUCAGAUGAUUUGAAUGGGAAGUUGAAGAAGGCCAUAUAAGCCAGCAAUGGGAAAUAGAAGGGUUUUGGCUUUUGUUCAGUCCAUUCUUCAAUUUGCUGCCAUUAGUGAGUUUAUUAUAGCUUUUAGGCACAAUUCUUGUUUCCUUUUAUAUCUAAAAAAUAUUUCUUUUCGUUUACAUUUGGAGUGUAUUUACUCUUCCAUGACUUGUCUUAGCGGCCUUGAAUCGAAAUAAAACUAUUUAUCAAAG